This is a messenger RNA of Ooceraea biroi (clonal raider ant), 1392 nucleotides long. RefSeq lists its product as uncharacterized. Gene Ontology annotation, biological process: interstrand cross-link repair. NCBI's taxonomy places the organism in Eukaryota, Metazoa, Arthropoda, Insecta, Hymenoptera, Formicidae. Gene Ontology annotation, cellular component: Fanconi anaemia nuclear complex. The record is from RefSeq and is a predicted model, not a curated record.
GCGAUAUGACGAAUGCACAGGUUUCUCCGCAUCGAGUACUAUUAUUCGACUGCUGUACCGCAAAACGGACCGCGGGAAUCGAGAUUGUUCUCUGGCUAGCCGAGGUCAGAGAUUCAGCGAUAUCAGGUUUUUCCUGAUGAUUCUCCUGUAAAUGUUGUAUGUACGUACAUCACUGAAUCACGAUGUCGAACGGAACAUGCGCGAAACAAGGCGAUGCAAACAAACCGAUGCGGGAAAAUACGGAUUCGGAGGUCUUUUAUCAAAAAUACAUAUUAUCGGAAGAGACCACAACGAAACUCGAAUCCAUCAGGAGGAGGAUGAAGGAAAACAUCGCUCAGGCCAAUUCCACGUGGAAAGUGAUAGCGGGAGAGAAUGAAGAAAGAAUAUGCUCAGAUGAAGACAGCAGUACUGAUAACGAUGAUGCUGGAUCAGACGAUAAUGAAUCUCAAAUGUGCCGUCAGUCCGUGCUAGACACACCAUCCACCCAGUUCUUCUUCACUCAAGUCGAACGACCUCAAGUAGAAACUGAGAACUCUGUAGCUGCUCUACCGCAGAUGUGUGACAUUUUAGAGUCCGUUUGCGAGAAUCUCGAACGUAACAACGGGAGGCUGGACCUUGCUCAAUUCGAGAGCCUGUCCAAUGAUGAUCUUAUCUCACUGGCAGACGAACUGGCGGAAAAGCUGGGUUCAAAGGGUAUCUACAAUCUGUGCCAGUCGAUGAGCGACAUGACUGUCGAGCAGGGAAUGAAAUAUCUCAAUGUGUUGUGCACGCAUCUGCUGCUGCCAAAGAUAAUUGAACUUGAGGAACCAUCUCGAUUGCUGACAUCCGCAAUCGGAGAGUGCGUGAAAACAUUUCCUGAUGAGAUCCAACGAUUUAUAUUUGUUCCUAUUCUCAACGCUGAGUUGAAAGACACAACGUUGAUCACUACUAUCGUGAAUACAUUCGAUCUGCAGAAAAGAACGGUCCUGCUAGAAGAGUUUCUUGCAAAUACCGAGGAAUUGAAGUCGUGGCACAUAUCCAUGUUGCAAAAUUUCUUAUCCGUCAGAUUUGAUCAUAACAUGAUCGACAAAGUUACGAAACUAUUCUCGGGAAAGGCACUUUGUUAUUCCAAAGAUAAGAACUUCGGCAAGCUCUUACUGUCGUUCUUAAAAAUUAAUACGAUGCUGUCCGAAGAGCAGAAAAAUCUAAUGGGUGAGAUCAUCGCCGUGAAUGAGACAUUAUUCAAAAGACCCAUGGAAAACCUCUUGAGAAGUAUGUGAUGGUUGAAACACGUGUGUAACAGCGGGAAUCAUAAUCCAAUUUAUUUUUCUUAGUUGAUAUAUUCUUUAAUAUAUGGUUGGUAUAUUUUUUAAUACAUGGUUGAUACAUUUUCAAGUACAUUUCCAACACACA